AUGUCCCAGCUGAAGGAGACACAGGGGAACCCGGAGUUGUACGCUGAGAUGGCGACAGUCAGCUCCACUGCAGACAUAGAGGCUGGUCGGAGGCCUCCCCUGUAUGGCAGUCCUGUUUUGCCCGGUGAUGGUCGGAGGGGCAGAGCGUACCCCUCCCCGUCCCGCAGACGCCACCGCACCACCUUCAGCCACAGGCAACUGCAGCAGCUGGAGGAGGCCUUUGGGAUGAACCAGUAUCCGGACAUUUACCACCGAGAGGAGCUGGCCCGAGCCACGAAACUCAACGAGGCACGCAUACAGGUUUGGUUCCAGAACAGACGAGCCAAGCAGAGGAAGAAGGAGCGAGCGUCCCAGAAGGUGCUCUCUGUGCUGGGGGGGCACCGGGCUCUGCUGGGGGGCGUGUCUCUACCACCAGGGAGCAUCAGUCGUCAGUUUUACCCCCAGCCGCUGCCACACCUGCCCCGCCUGCCCCCCAUGCUCCAGCCCGGGCCGUACCCCAGACACCCCUGUACCACGGGCGGGCACCAGAACCCCCCUCAGAUGCAGCACGAGGACUGGUACGGGCCCCUCCGAACCAACCUGCCCCCUCCUGUGUUCUCCCUGACGCCUGUGCAGUCGCUCGAUACUGCCCCCCACUGGAGCUAA
This is a messenger RNA of Boleophthalmus pectinirostris (great blue-spotted mudskipper), 645 nucleotides long. RefSeq names its product PROP paired-like homeobox 1 (gene prop1). The transcript is spliced from 3 exons. NCBI's taxonomy places the organism in Eukaryota, Metazoa, Chordata, Actinopteri, Gobiiformes, Gobiidae. Gene Ontology annotation, molecular function: DNA binding; DNA-binding transcription factor activity, RNA polymerase II-specific. Gene Ontology annotation, biological process: regulation of DNA-templated transcription; pituitary gland development. The coding region runs from base 1 to 645 and encodes 214 amino acids. The record is from RefSeq and is a predicted model, not a curated record.